Cephus cinctus (wheat stem sawfly) is the source of this 1942-nucleotide messenger RNA. RefSeq names its product calcium and integrin-binding protein 1. The record is from RefSeq and is a predicted model, not a curated record. The transcript has 5 exons. Gene Ontology annotation, molecular function: calcium ion binding. Bases 663 to 1217 code for a protein of 184 amino acids. NCBI's taxonomy places the organism in Eukaryota, Metazoa, Arthropoda, Insecta, Hymenoptera, Cephidae.
UAUAUGUAUUAUUUACAUAAAAAUGUAAUAGAAUGAAAAGUCAAUUUGGUAUUUCAAAAUAUUUGGCACAGAUCUCAAAUCCAAAUAUGUGAUUAUCCUACGUGAAUUACGACAAUGUAUUUAAAUCCAAUUAUGUAUAGCUCUAUCAUGUACGAAUACUCGUUUUGUGGAACUAUGUUUUGCUAUUGACGUCUUAAGAAAUAUAGUAGAAUUAAUGCAAGAGAAGAAAACUGUUUAAGUAGUUUUACUUCAUUUGUUAAUGUACAAUUUUUGUCAGUUUAAAAAAGUGUUAGCUCAAAGUCACAAAUGAUGUUACAUGUGUUACGAUAAUUAGCAGGAUUUAAAGAGCAAUAAUUUUCUAAUAAGUAUAAUAAUUUAAAUUAGAUUAUGCAGGUGCGCGCGAUGUAACUUAGGAGAUGUGGAAAAUUGUAAACGCGCGUGCUCAUGUGCUACGUGAGACGGUAGUUGCCAUGUGUAAGUAAAUUUAUCAGCUUCGGUGGAAUGAGUGUAGUUGCUUCCAGUGAUCCUUUGUACGUGAUACGCUUUGCUGGAAUAGUUUAUUUUCGCGACGACUGGCAGAAUCACUGUUUUACUCAUAAUUUUACGAUAAUAGUAGAUUAACAAGUGCAUUUACUAAUUUAUAAGUCGAGUUUUGAACGAUAAUGGGUGCAGGCAAAAGUCAAUUCACAGAAGAUGAAUUACAAGAUUAUCAAGAUCUCACGUAUUUCACGAAAAAGGAAGUGCUGUAUGCUCAUCAAAAAUUCAAGGCUCUUGCUCCUGAGAAAGUAGGACAUAAUAGGAAUGCAAAACUACCUAUGUCAAAGGUUUUACAAUAUCCAGAACUUCGAGUAAAUCCUUUUGGAGAUAGAAUCUGUAAAGUGUUUAGUUCUAGCCAGGAUGGGGAUUGUACAUUUGAAGAUUUCUUGGAUAUGAUGUCUGUAUUUAGUGAUGCAGCUCCAAAAGCUGUAAAGGCUGAACAUGCCUUUCGAAUUUUUGAUUUUGAUGGCGAUGACAUGCUUGGUAUUGGUGAUUUGAGACAAGUAGUUGAUAGAUUGACAGCUCCACAAAGAUUAAAUGAAACGGACAUGCAACAGCUUCUACAAUAUUUAUUGGAUGAAGCAGAUUUGGAUGACGAUGGAGCCUUGAGCUUUGCAGAAUUUGAACACAUUAUUGAAAAAAGCAGUGAUUUCUCUAAGACUUUUCGCAUACGCUUAUAAAAUAUAGGAAAACAAAUAAUAACACCGAAUAGUCAAAACAAGACUGAACAGGUUAGUGACGAUGGAUGACAGAUCUGCAUUUAGACAAAAAACGGCCUAAGAUAUCCAAGGUGCAUUCUAAUUGGAAUACCAAAAAAUACCAACCAACGCUCUAAUCGAAGCUAAGGUCUAAAUCUCAUCCUGAGUUCAUUUAUAUUUAUAUAUAAUUGAUUUGAUUGAGCAUUUUAUAUGCCUAGAUAUCAGAUUCCUUUAAUAUAGAGAAUUAUUAAAUUCAGCCAUACUCAGAAAAUUGAGUUUCGGGACAGCAUGGAUCAUUUUCUUGCUAGGCAGUUGUUAUUGUAAUAUUUAUAUGCAGUGCUGUCUAGAAUUUCAUAAGUAAUAUAUUCUUACAUAAUUUAAUAACUAUGAACAAUCCCGAUCAUGAACAGACUUGAAUUUUGUAAUGUCAUCUGAUAGAUAGAGUAAAUGAUAUUCAAUUCAUAACUAGAACUUUGAUAAAACUUAUAUGUAAAACUCAAAACAGUCAGAUAUCCAAAGCGUUAAACAGUUUAAGUACAGUCUUAGAUUACUAGUGCAAUAGAAUCGAAAGAUUAAAUUUUUCUUUUUGUUUAUAUAAGGUAUCUUACAUUUAUAGUCAACUAUUUGAUAAUAUGAGGGAGACUAAAGGGACCCACAUAUAUAUAUUUUUUUCCAUCUAGUUUAUAAUAAAAUGUGUUGCAUUUCUA